AUGCCGAAUGAAGCCGUGAGGCUCUUCCUCUUCGACUUCGACCAGACGUUAUCAGUGAUCCAUGUCUUCAAGUCCUUGGCCGGAUGGCCGAAACAGGUGUCUCUCCCCAAGCCCCACGCCAGCAGCGAGCCGGGCCAGGUGCUACGUGUGGAGGAGCUCAGCAGAGACGUCUUCAUACAGGAGGGCGGCUUUCCAGCCAUGGCCUUCGGUGGCCCGGAGCGUGUCCAGCAGAUGGCGAACCUGCUGCAGUCCUUGCAAGACGCCGGGGCGGAGCUGGUCAUUUGCACCAAGGGCUUCGUGGGCACGGCGCAGAUCUGUUUGGGUCGGCUGAAGCUUCUGCAGCACUUCAGCCAGGUCUAUGGCCACAUCGGCGAGACCUAUGGAGCCUCGGACUUCGACAAGGAGGCUGCCGUGAACUUCCCGCCGGGGCUGCAGAGCUUCCUGGGGGAGAAGCGACAGGCCGAGUGGUCCUCAAAGGACUCCUUGGCGAAGAGCCUGAUGCGCCAGAAAGGCCUCAAGAGCCACGAGGUGGUGCUGGUGGAGGACGACUACGAGGACUCGGACAUCUAUAUCGGUUUGAUAUAA
Messenger RNA from Effrenium voratum, 585 nucleotides. Lineage: Eukaryota; Dinophyceae; Suessiales; Symbiodiniaceae. The record is from the annotation of a GenBank genome assembly.